Molecule: messenger RNA, 1053 nt
Organism: Penicillium olsonii
Lineage: Eukaryota; Fungi; Ascomycota; Eurotiomycetes; Eurotiales; Aspergillaceae
Source: the annotation of a GenBank genome assembly
AUGUCCACCGAACACCCGGUUGAUGUCUUGAACACAGUCAACCUCGUUACACAAUGUCUAUGUAUUCCGAUCGUUACUCUCUUCGUGGUUUUGCGUUUUUAUACCCGCAUUCGAUUUAAGCAAUCCCUGGGGGUGGAAGAUUAUGGCUGUCUGAUUGCAUGGCUCCUGUUCAUGGGAUACUGUGGAAUCAGUAUCGUCGUGGGCAAUCAUGGCGGAGGAUACCAUUAUGAUCAACUCUCGCCAAAAACGCAAAUCCAAUUCAAAAAGUUCUGCUACAUCGCCACUAUCCUUUACUGUCCCAUGGCACUCUUCGUCAAAAUCGCCCUUCUCUCCAUCCUCACUCGCAUCUUCGCUCCUUACCGCGGCAAAGUCUGGUUCAUCUACAUCUUCCUCGCCUGUCUCUGCUGCUACUACACCGUCGCUCUCAUCAUCAAGAUUCGCAUGUGCGACCCGAUCCCCAUGUACUGGCUCGGCGACGUGCCCGGCGGAUCCUGUCUCGAUCAGACCGCGGCCCUCAUCGCCGAUUCCGUGAUCAGUGUCGUCAGUGACAUCAUCAUCCUCGUGCUCCCUCUGCCAUUGACGUGGUCUCUUCAAAUGUCGCGCAACCGCAAGCUGCGGGUGAUGGGUCUGCUAGGCGCAGGUGGGCUGGCUACUGGAUUUAGUCUGUACCGACUGGUGCUGGUGUUGAGCAAGGGCAACUCAAGUGAUCAGAGCAUCGUUUUCAUCUGCGUUAUUCUAUCCGGAAAUGCCGAGGGUGGUAUGGGAUUGAUCUGCGCGUGUCUCCCCGUUCUCAACGUCUUGUUGGCCUACUACAAGAAGGAGUACUCUUCGCAAAAGUACUACCAGAACGGAUCGAACGUGCCAUUGAGCGAGAGAAAGACAGGCGCCACAUCCAAGGCUGCCUCGGAGUGGGACAAGGCAACAAGCUUUGGCGACCAGAGUCAUUUAAUCUCGUUUGCCGGCGCCCCAGAAGCGGAGAGCGCCGAUUCCAUUUACAAUCACGAUGGAAUCAGAAAGACUGUCGCCGUGUCGCAGACUGUCGAAUCCUCAUAG